GAACUAGAGAUGGGAGCUCACUCUAGUAAUCAGAGCAAGGAGCACAUCAUUAUCUCAAAUGACACUGAAAGAUACCUGACUAGUGUAUGGCUGGCCUGGUUUGUUCCUUCAGUCCACACUCUUGUAGUUGCUCUGAGCCUUCCUCUGAACCUCAUGGCAAUCUUUAUGUUUGUGGUCAAAAUGAAGCUUAAGAAACCAGCCAUCGUGUACAUGCUCAACCUGGCUUCUGCUGAUGUGCUCUUUGUGAGUACACUACCUUUUAAGAUUUCCUACCAUUUUUCUGGACACAACUGGAUCUUUGGACCUGAAAUGUGCCGCUUUGUCACUGCCGCCUUCUACUGCAACAUGUACUGCUCCAUACUGCUGAUGACGGCGAUAAGCAUUGAUCGUUUCCUGGCAGUGGUGUACCCGAUGCAGGCUCUGUCAUGGCGCACGGUGAGGCGAGCCUCUGUGGCAUGCUGUGUCAUCUGGCUUGUAGCCAUAGCUGGAGUUAUCCCUCUGCUUAUCAUGGAACAAACACAGAGAAUCCCUCAAUUAAGUAUUACUACUUGCCAAGAUGUGCUAGAUUUAUCUGUUGUGUUGGAGAUACUUCGUUAUUAUUUUUCCGCGUCAACUAUUUUAUUCUUUUUUAUACCAUUAAUAAUUUCUGUCUCCUGUUAUGUUUGCAUUAUAAGGAACCUUAGCUCAUCUAAAACUAUUGCUGAAAAACCUGGUAAGAAGAGGCGGGCCAUACUCUUGUCUGCAGCUGUCUUGUGUUCUUUUAUUUUUUGUUUUGGGCCAACAAAUGUAUUGGCUUUGAUGCAAAACUUACUUCUUUCACCCGAUCAAAGGUUUGAGGGUCUCACUUUUGCCUACAUAUUAGCUGUCUCUGUUGGUACCCUCAGCUGUUGCACUGACCCUUUGCUCUAUUAUUAUGCUUCUUCUGAGUGUCAAAGGAAGGUCAGGAAUCUCUUUUGUCAGAAAAAGAAUUCUGAGCUUGAAAAAAGCAACCAGACAACAAGCAGUAAUAUGGCAACCUUUUCUAAUAGUUUGAAUAAUUUGUCUCAAGCAUAA
Molecule: messenger RNA, 1053 nt
Organism: Gekko japonicus
Lineage: Eukaryota; Metazoa; Chordata; Lepidosauria; Squamata; Gekkonidae
Product: proteinase-activated receptor 1-like
Exons: 2
Coding region: 10-1053 (347 amino acids)
Biological process (GO): phospholipase C-activating G protein-coupled receptor signaling pathway; blood coagulation; thrombin-activated receptor signaling pathway
Cellular component (GO): membrane
Molecular function (GO): thrombin-activated receptor activity
Source: RefSeq, a predicted model, not a curated record